Messenger RNA from Sclerotinia sclerotiorum 1980 UF-70, 1497 nucleotides. RefSeq lists its product as hypothetical. NCBI's taxonomy places the organism in Eukaryota, Fungi, Ascomycota, Leotiomycetes, Helotiales, Sclerotiniaceae. The record is from RefSeq and is a predicted model, not a curated record. The transcript is spliced from 9 exons. The coding region runs from base 1 to 1497 and encodes 498 amino acids. Gene Ontology annotation, molecular function: succinate-semialdehyde dehydrogenase (NAD+) activity.
AUGAGUUCGACUAAACUUCCCUUCGAUCUUAAAAACACGUCCCUCUUCCACGAUAAAUCAUACGUCAACGGAGAAUGGAUCGAAGCUAAAUCCGGCAAACGUUUCGACAUCAGAGAUCCCGGAACCGGUCAAGUAUGGGCCACAGCACCCGAUAACGAUGCAUCGGAUGUAGAUGGCGCCGUGCAAGCGGCCCACACGGCUUUUCAAUCUUUCAAGAAAGUGAAUCCGAGAACGAGGGCCCAGUGGCUUUUGAAAUGGGAUUCUUUGAUUAGGGAGAAUAAGGAGGAUUUGGCUAAGAUUGUUACUUAUGAGACUGGAAAACCUACCGCUGAGAGUUUGGGUGAGAUAGAUUAUGCCUUGGGCUUUACGUGGUGGUUUGCUGGGGAGGCGGAGAGGGUUACGGGGUCGAUUCAGACACCCUCAGUAUCAGGUAGGAGAGUAUUCACCGUCAAGCAACCAGUUGGUGUGGCUGCUGCAUUAGUACCAUGGAAUUUCCCCAUUGCAAUGAUUCUGCGAAAGGCUGGAGCUGCCCUUGCAGCCGGUUGCUCCAUGGUAGUGAAACCAUCGCCAGAAACACCUCUAUCCGUGCUAUCUUUAGCUAUGCUUGCUGAGCAAGCAGGGUUCCCAAAAGGUGUAUUUAGUGUUUUAACUACAAGUUUGGAUAAUACCCCUCCGUUGAGUGAGGCAUUGUGUCGUCAUCCGUUGGUUAAAAAAGUUACCUUUACUGGUUCGACAAGAGUUGGUAAACUUGUGGCAAAACUGUGUUCUGAUGGACUGAAGAAAGUUACCUUGGAACUUGGUGGCAACUGUCCUUUUAUAGUAUUUGAUGAUGCGGAUCUAAAUCAAGCUGCUGAUGCACUCAUGGGUCUUAAAUGGCGUCACGCCGGUCAAGCUUGCAUAACCGCCAAUCGUGUAUAUGUACAAUCCGGUAUCUACGAUGCCUUCGCCACACUCAUCAAAGAAAAGACGUCCAAACUCAAGGUCGGCCACGGUGCCAAAGAAGGAACUACACUCGGACCCCUUACCACUUCUCGAGGUGUCGAUAAAGUCACAGAUCAAGUCGAAGAUGCCAAGAAACAUGGUGGGCAAGUGGUACUCGGAGGUGCAAAAGUCAAAGAUACCACGGGGUAUUUUUUUGAACCGACGAUUAUUUUGGGCGCGAAGAAGGAAAUGUUAAUUACGGAGGAGGAAACCUUUGGGCCGGUGUUGGCGUUGUAUUCUUUUGAGACGGAAGAAGAAGCGGUUGAGGCGGCGAAUAAUACUAGUAUGGGUCUAGCAUCCUAUUUCUUCACCAAGAACAUCGAUCGUACUUGGCGACUUUUAGAAAAUCUAGAAGCGGGUAUGAUUGGUAUGAAUACUGGUAGUUCAUCCGCAGCUGAAUCACCAUUCGGCGGAAUCAAAGAAUCAGGCUAUGGAAAGGAAUCCGGAAAAGAUGUUGCGAUUAAUGAGUAUCUUAUUACAAAAACGGGAACGAUGACGAUUGAUGGUCUUUAUUAG